This is a messenger RNA of Phytophthora infestans T30-4, 495 nucleotides long. RefSeq lists its product as uncharacterized. The record is from RefSeq and is a predicted model, not a curated record. Bases 1 to 495 code for a protein of 164 amino acids. The transcript has a single exon. NCBI's taxonomy places the organism in Eukaryota, Oomycota, Peronosporomycetes, Peronosporales, Peronosporaceae.
AUGACGUCGUAUGAGAACUCGACUGUUUACUGUGAAGGAGGCGACUACGACUGCGUCCCAGCGGGUCUGGGACGAGCUCAGACGAUGGUGUUCUUGGGUUUGGCCUUCACGGAGGUGCUGCGAGCCUACACGGUGCGUCACUUCACGGAGCCUGUGUUCGCACGGAUGUUGUCGAAUGGCUACAUGCAGUUGGCGGCGUGUAUGUCGGUGAUUUUGACGGUGCUCGUGAGCAACGUCCCUGUUAUCAUGGACGACAUCUUUGGAUUCGAGUACAUUCCGUGGUAUCAGUGGUUUGUGGUCGGAGCUGUUGCAGUCAACAACGCGUUCUGGGGUGAGAUCCUGAAGGCCUAUUUGCGACGGAAGGACCGGGCGCAGGCUCGCUGGGACCACAUGAAGAGCGGGUUCGAGGAGAUUUUGCUCGAGAUUCGGCAUGUGCGUCAUCAUGUUGAGAGGCUUGAAGCGGGUGGAGCUCAUCGUGGACUUAAGCGAGAGUAA